Molecule: messenger RNA, 777 nt
Organism: Penaeus vannamei (Pacific white shrimp)
Lineage: Eukaryota; Metazoa; Arthropoda; Malacostraca; Decapoda; Penaeidae
Source: RefSeq, a predicted model, not a curated record
AUGAUCAGCCUUCCACCUGGCUGGCUUGAGCUUUUUACGAUUGAUCGUCGGAUUGAUGAAUCCGGCGAGAGGUUCGUGCCCAAGGGCGUCCGAUUCUCAUCUGAGGCAGCACCGACAGCGACCUCGGCAGCGACAGCGCGGUUGCGGGAGCGGAAUUCUCCAGGACAGCCUGGGUUCCGGUGGAGGAAGAAGGAGAAUGUUCCCACAAGGUAUGGUUUCAGGGCCCAGCCUGGGGUCAACACCCCCGGGGUGGACUCUGACUCCAGCCCGCUGGAACUUUUCUCCUUCUUCUUCACCGAAGAACUCAUGGAUAUGAUCGUCCGUGAGACAAACCGGUACCACCGUCAAAAGCCAGGGCCCAGUUCUUCUCAUAUGAAGGACUGGGUAGACACCUCUGUCUCGGAGCUUGGUGUCUUCAUCGGCCUCAGGAUGGCCAUGGGGAUCAACCAAAAGCCUGAGCAGAGGAGUUACUGGUCGACCGACCUGUUCUACCACAGUCCCCUGUUCCCAGCGACUAUGACGCGGGAUCGUUUCGUUCAGCUGAGCCGCUACCUCCACGUGGUGGACGAGGGGAGUCAUCCCCCCGAUGACCACCUGUGGAAGUUGCGGCCAGCUAUCGAAAUUCUCCAGCGUCAGUUCUCGUCGGUCUUUACUCCUCCCAGGAGGAUUACAGUCGACGAGUCUCUGGAAAUUUCGGGGGCGCUUUGUAGCCAUGACCUACAACACCAGCAAGCGCUCGCGCUUUGGGGUGAAGGUCUACAAGCUCGCGGCCAGUGA